Linum tenue is the source of this 534-nucleotide messenger RNA. Lineage: Eukaryota; Viridiplantae; Streptophyta; Magnoliopsida; Malpighiales; Linaceae. The record is from the annotation of a GenBank genome assembly.
AUGGGCGGCGGCUCCGAAUCCAACGGCAUGACUACUACUCCACCAUCCGCAAUGUUGCCGCCACCGCCAGCGAUCCGAUCGCCGUGGCACUCUCCGGUGCCGUACCUGUUCGGAGGGCUGGCGGCGAUGCUGGGCCUGAUUGCCUUCGCCUUGCUCAUCUUGGCCUGCUCUUACUGGAGGAUUUCCAGCCGCCGUCAACGGGGCGGCGGGGACAUCGAGAGCGGGGGCGAGAAAGAAGGGAAGCCGGUGGAGAGUAAGGUUUUCGAGGAGAAGUUUCUGGUGAUUAUGGCUGGAGACAACCAGCCCACUUUCCUGGCUACCCCUGCUUCGAACAGAGCUGGUGUUUGUGGAUGCGGUGACGGCGCCAGAGCCGUGGAUAGUGAUGGAGCGGAGAUGGGUAAUGAGGGGAAAGUGAAACAGGGGUUUUACGAACACGGAGAACCAACGACCGCAGCGGCGGAAGAGGGAACGGAGGAAGGGAACGGUGGACAGGAGACGCCGGAGACGCAACAGCAAAUGGAGGAUCGGAAUUGA